Molecule: messenger RNA, 519 nt
Organism: Pleurotus ostreatus (oyster mushroom)
Lineage: Eukaryota; Fungi; Basidiomycota; Agaricomycetes; Agaricales; Pleurotaceae
Exons: 6
Coding region: 1-519 (172 amino acids)
Source: RefSeq, a predicted model, not a curated record
AUGGAAGAAUUUCCCGCUUUACCUGGAUUCUACAAGACCUUGUUUUUGCACAUCGAGCCAUUUUCGACCGUUCUGCCAGCGGUAAUGAUAUGGCUCACUCAUGGGGCUUCUUGGUUUCACCAUGAGCUCAUUCCACCCUUUGGUUCGGAAGCAUCUGCUCCAUUUGAUGCUCGUACAAAAAUGGCCAUUUGGCAGCUAGGAAAUUGCUACUUUCUCCUGAGCUUACUUUCAAGCUUGGUAUUUCGUGCCGCAAGAGCAGCGCUCAAGGGUAACCCGGCUGCCCAAGAACAGAUUUUGGGUGCCAGCUUUCUGGCAAUGGCUAUCGCGGAUGUCACACAUAUUGCGGCUUCCAUGAUCUGUCUGCCAGGUGAUUUGAGGCUAAAUCCUGCGUCAUGGAAUGCAACUACCCAUGGAAACAUCACAUUCGUGAUAUUCUUAUGCGCCGCUCGGGUUGCCUGGUUCCUUGGAGUUGGUCGCACGCGGUAUUAUUAUGGGCACCGCAAGCUGAAGUCAGCAUGA